AAAACUUGUCCCGUGGCUGGUCCGACACACACGUAGAGACAAGAAACAAGUGGAAUAAAGUCCUAGGUUUCCGUCAAACAAAGCCCACUUUACAGCUCUCUCCGUUUCCCUUCAUCGCAAAAAAUGACUACUUCAAAGCGCCUUGCAGAGAGGAAAGUGGCAAAGUUUCAGAAGAACGUCACAAAGAGGGGAUCGGUUCCAGAAACGUCAACUAAGAAAGGAUAUGACUACCCAGUCGGUCCCAUCGUUCUUGGUUUCUUUGUCUUCGUUGUCAUUGGAUCAUCUCUCUUUCAGAUAAUUAGGACAGCUACAAGCGGUGGAAUGGCCUGAGAAACUGCAGAAGGUUUGUAUAACAUGGAACAUCUUGGGAUGAAUGUAGAAACUGCAGAAGGUUUGUAUAACAUGGACAUCUUGGGAUGAAUGUCUUGGAUGUACCAAGUAGAAUACUAUGCUACCAAAUGAAGUUAGAACAUCUUUACGUCCUUUUCUAGUAAUAAAUCAGUAGCAUGCUGUAGUUCAUUUAUAGUUUUCAUUCUGUUCUCUAAUAAUAAAUCAGUAGCAUUCUGCAA
Messenger RNA from Juglans regia (Persian walnut), 569 nucleotides. Its product is annotated as stress-associated endoplasmic reticulum protein 2-like. The coding region runs from base 124 to 330 and encodes 68 amino acids. Gene Ontology annotation, cellular component: endoplasmic reticulum. Gene Ontology annotation, biological process: endoplasmic reticulum unfolded protein response. The record is from RefSeq and is a predicted model, not a curated record. NCBI's taxonomy places the organism in Eukaryota, Viridiplantae, Streptophyta, Magnoliopsida, Fagales, Juglandaceae. The transcript has 3 exons.